Messenger RNA from Botrytis byssoidea, 1848 nucleotides. RefSeq lists its product as uncharacterized. Gene Ontology annotation, molecular function: tripeptidyl-peptidase activity; serine-type endopeptidase activity. Bases 1 to 1848 code for a protein of 615 amino acids. Lineage: Eukaryota; Fungi; Ascomycota; Leotiomycetes; Helotiales; Sclerotiniaceae. The transcript has 3 exons. The record is from RefSeq and is a predicted model, not a curated record. Gene Ontology annotation, biological process: proteolysis.
AUGGUGACUUCAAUUGCUACCUUCGCGGCAUUUCUUGCAGUCGGAUUGGUAUCGAGCUCUCCGAUCAAAGCUCGUACUCCAUAUGCUGUGAAGGAAACUCAUCAUCCGCCACCUCAAUGGCAAAAAGUGGGACCUGCUCGUUCAAACCAUAUGAUUAAUCUUCAAAUUGGUUUGAAGCAAGGUCAAUUCGAUGAAUUGGAGCGUCAUCUUUAUGAAGUCUCUGAUCCUGAUCACCAUCGUUAUGGUCAACAUCUCAGUGCUGAUGAGGUGAAUGAUCUUGUUAAGCCUUCUGACGAAACUCAUAAUCUCGUUCAUGAAUGGCUUCAAGACAACAACAUUGAACCGGCCUCUCUUGAAUACAGUCCAGCGAAAGAUUGGAUUAAAGUUACCAUCUCCAUUGAGGAUAUUGAAACUCUUCUCGACACCGAAUAUUCAACAUAUCGACAUGAAGAUGGAGAAUACAUCGUUCGAACUCCGGAAUGGUCUUUACCUCUUCAUCUCCACGAUCACAUCGAGACAAUCCAACCUACCAAUUCUUUCUUCAAACCACGCCCUGUAGCAAAGACUAUGAAGAAAAUCAAUGAAGCUGCAGAGUAUCAAGCAUUAGCACCAUCAAACUACAAACCUCCUACCGUUGGUCAAACUGCGGCAGAUGUAUGCAAUGUCUCCUCCGUAACCCCACUUUGUCUUCGAACUCUUUACGGUACCGUAGACUACAAGGUUCAAGCAGCUGGCAAAAACAAGAUGGCUCUUACAAACUACCUCGGUGAAUCUAACAACCGAUCUGACACCAAACUCUUCCUUGAACAAUACAGACCCGAAGCAGCAUCAGCAGCAUACAGUUUCGAUGUAAAAGUUAUUAAUGGGGGUAACAAUGAUCAAGGUCAAGAAAAUGCUACAGAACUCAAAGCUGGCAAAGAUCUUGAAGGAAAUUUGGAUUCUGAAACCAUGUUGGGAAUUGGUUAUCCAACUCCAUUGAUCGCUUACACAACCGGAGGGUCCCCUCCUUUUACCCCAGAUGAGCAAACACCUACUGAUAAUAAUGAGCCUUACCUCGUAUGGUUACAAUAUGUGCUCAGCCAAAAGAAUCUUCCAGGAGUUGUCAGUAACUCAUAUCAAGAUACUGAACAAACUGUUCCAUACUCUUACGCCGUUUCCGUCUGCAAAGGCUUUGCCCAACUGGGAGCCAGAGGUGUUUCCGUUCUUUUCGGAUCUGGAGAUAACGGUGUCGGAGCAGAUGGUACAUGUAUUUCGAAUGUGGACAACAGCACUACUUUCCUCGCCAUGUUUCCUUCUACUUGUCCUUACGUUACAUCAGUUGGCGGAACCAAAUUCAUCAACCCAGAAGUCGUAGCUACCGAUGCCCGUAAUGGAUAUGUCUCCGGCGGUGGAUUUUCUCGCUACUUCCCUCGUCCUUCUUGGCAAGAUUCAGCUGUUAAACCAUAUCUCGCUUCUCUACCUAAGAACAUUACGAGCUUCUUCAACGCGACCGGUCGCGCCUUCCCAGAUAUCGCUGCCCAAGGAUACGCUUACAUCACGGUUUGGAACGGCACUACUGUUCACCUCGAUGGAACUUCAGCUGCUACUCCUACUGCUUCGGCAAUUCUCGCUUUGAUCAACGAUGCGUUGAUCGCAGCGGGAAAACCAACUUUGGGAUGGUUAAACCCGUGGUUGUAUAAGAAGGGAUAUAAAGCAUUCACAGAUGUGACGGUGGGAUCUGCAACUGGAUGCGGUACUAAUGGAUUCCCUGCAACAACUGGCUGGGACGCGGCAACCGGUUUCGGUACUCCUUAUUUCCCCAAAAUCAAACAACUCGUCUUGGGCUCCGCCGGUCAUGGAUCUAACUGA